GAUUACGGCAAAUCGACCCGGCUAUUAGCCGCGGCCACUUUGCGCAACAUUUUGGGCACUAAAACAUUGGCCGAUAUUUUAAGCGAAAGGGAAAACAUUAGUACAGGUGUUCGUCGACUGUUAGACAGCGCCACCAAAUCAUGGGGUGUAAAUGUGGAAAGGGUUGAAUUAAAAGACGUGAGAUUGCCGGCUAACCUACAGAGAAGUAUGGCUGCCGAGGCUGAGGCCGGUAGGGAAGCCAAGGCUAAGAUUGUGGCCGCGGAGGGCGAACAGAAAGCCUCGUUUGCAUUGCGCGACGCGUCCGAUAUACUCAACUCAGACCCCACGGCACUGCAGCUCCGGUACCUCCAGACGCUCACCAAUAACGCCGCCGAAAGGGAGUCAACCAUUUUGUUCCCGAUCCCCAUUGACAUGUUCGAGUGCUUUGGCCAGUCGUUGCAGCCGUUCGAGAAAGCAUAA
Oppiella nova is the source of this 459-nucleotide messenger RNA. The record is from the annotation of a GenBank genome assembly. Lineage: Eukaryota; Metazoa; Arthropoda; Arachnida; Sarcoptiformes; Oppiidae.